Messenger RNA from Fonsecaea erecta, 3090 nucleotides. RefSeq lists its product as hypothetical. NCBI's taxonomy places the organism in Eukaryota, Fungi, Ascomycota, Eurotiomycetes, Chaetothyriales, Herpotrichiellaceae. Gene Ontology annotation, biological process: microtubule-based movement. The transcript is spliced from 2 exons. Gene Ontology annotation, cellular component: membrane-bounded organelle; cytoplasm; kinesin complex. The record is from RefSeq and is a predicted model, not a curated record. Gene Ontology annotation, molecular function: kinesin binding. Bases 1 to 3090 code for a protein of 1029 amino acids.
AUGGAGCCGACGCAGCAGGACAAGGCCGAGCAGGUUGAUGAGCUGGCCGGCAACGCGACCCGCGCGUGUUUCGCGCGCUUCCGGUCGUGUAUUGCCGCACUAGAUGGCGAGCACAGAACCCACCUCGAGGUCCGGUUUGCGGACCUGAAGCUUUGGGCCGACAGCGUGGGCGCCCUGGCUCAUGGAAAGGCGUCGCUGGACUGGCGGCUCAGCGGGCGGUUAAGGGAUAUAUUUCUCGUCACCAGCCUGCUGGACAUGCUUGAGCAGUUUCUGGAGGGCUACAAGACGGCGGCCAUCGAGGAUGGCGACGAGGACGAGAUCGAAGAGGCCGAGCAGGGCAUUGAUGAGAUGAUGGACAAUUUGGCGUGGAUUGGCUCUGCAAUUCGGCGGUCCGGAACGAAAUCGCGGCUGCAAAAGGCCGACAUGUCCUUUGAGCGCGACAGGGCCGGGAAAGACAAGCGGCAGUGUGACCAGUUGCGAGCACAUCUUAUCUGCAUCAUGAAGUCCAGACCGACUGAAUCCGCCAAGUCGAAAGACUAUUCAAAAGAUUUUCACAGCAUAGAGCUCCAAGGAAUACAGAAUCGGCUGGUGGAGGCCAAUCUACGACGUUGGCACCGAUUCCGAUAUGCCCAACGCCACUCCGACGUCCUCAGAGCCUCACGAGCUGUCCAAAACAUGCCAAUGCAUGUCAUUCCAGAAGUCACUACACCUGAUUCGGCGGCAGAGCCAACGAAUACCCCCGCGCCGCGAAUCAAUACCGCCAACGCAAAACAAAGAAAUGAGGCCAACGAUCAAGGCGAGACACGCACUACCGCUGGGUUGUCAGCCUCGGCGUUUGGGAGUGAAUACCAAGGACUCGAGGGCCGAUAUGCCCGACCAGCGAAGUCUACAAUGACGCGGAUCAGCAGCAUCACCAGAUUUGCUCGCUUUCCAAAGGCAAAGAAAUCACAGACGCAACGAAAGAUACUGCUGUGUCCUUGUUGCUGCCAGGCCCUACCACUAGAGGAAGCUGAGGAUCCAGAUCUAUGGGCGAAACACAUGAAGAAUGACAUCAGCCCGUACACCUGCAUCGUAGAAAACUGCCCUACGCCGUAUCGAUUCUACGUCACACGAAACGAAUGGAGAGAGCACGUUCUAUGCGACCACCCGCCAAAGUGGAGAUGUUCCUGUUGCACAGGAACCCGUCCCGUCUUUCAAUCUCUGCCGUCAUUCAUGGCUCACCUUGACGAAAAGCAUGAAAGCCAGGUCUCUGAUGAAACCUUUGAACGCAUAACGGCCAAGUCAACCUUUCGAACCUUUGGCAUAACCAACUGCCCGCUGUGCAACGACCAUGGUCCCACCGACUCUCCUGAGCUCAUCGAGCACGUCCUCGGACACAUCUACGACUUUUCCAUGUAUGCUCUCCCCUGGCGAACAAUACCCCAGACAGGCCUAAAUAAACCAAUCCGCACCUUCAACGACAUCGCUCCAGUACUCGACCCAAAUGACGACGAAGACGCCACAGAGAUGCGAAUGUUCAGCCACACCAGGAUUCUAGAAUGGGUCGAAGAACCUCAUCCAGAAGAAGAGAGCCUUACUCCCGAACAAAGGGCAACGAUCCGCGACCUUGAUUGGGACGACUAUCAGGCCAUGGAUAAUGAAGACGGAGCGGACCCCAUCGUGGCCGAUUAUUUCGACCGCGCCGAAAUCGACUAUUUCGAAGACGAUGCCAGCAGUCGCGGGGCUUCUUCUCAAGCCGGCCAUUCGGCUAGCACGCGGCAGUUAUCUAUAGCUUCUAGUAGCACGUAUUCGAGCCGUACCCAGGCUAACCCUCCCCUAUCUGCUCAAGAAAUGGACUCCGCCCUCGCCGAGGCGACCAUCGCUGACGACGACGAGAGCGUCCCCGACAAAGAGAGCAUUGAGGCGAUGUACAUUCGGGCGCUGGUCGGGAACGAGAAGGCACUUGGACCGGACCACACAUCGACACUCGAUACGGUCAACAACCUAGGCAGACUCUAUGCCGACCAAGGUAAGCUGGCCGAGGCGGAGAAGAUGUAUAUUCGGGCGCUGGUCGGGAACGAGAAGACACUUGGACCGGACCACAUAUCGACACUCGAUACGGUCAACAACCUGGGCAGACUCUAUGCCGACCAAGGUAAGCUGGCCGAGGCGGAGAAGAUGUGUAUUCGGGCGCUGGUCGGGAACGAGAAGACACUUGGACCGGACCACAUAUCGACACUCGAUACGGUCAGCAACCUAGGCCGACUCUACGCCGACCAAGGUAAGCUGGCCGAGGCGGAGAAGAUGUAUAUUCGGGCGCUGGCCGGGAACGAGAAGACACUUGGACCGGACCACACAUCGACACUCGAUACGGUCAGCAACCUAGGCCGACUCUAUGCCGACCAAGGUAAGCUGGCCGAGGCGGAGAAGAUGUAUAUUCGGGCGCUGGUCGGGAACGAGAAGACACUUGGACCGGACUACAUAUCGACACUCGAUACGGUCAGCAACCUAGGCCGACUCUACGCCGACCAAGGUAAGCUGGCCGAGGCGGAGAAGAUGUAUAUUCGGGCGCUGGCCGGGAACGAGAAGGCGCUGGGCGCAGAUCAUCCUGCUACGUUGACGAGUAUGAACAAUCUAGCGUUAGUACUACAGGAUCAAGGGAAGUACGAGCAGGCGGAAGAGAUAAACCGACGGGCGCUGGCGAUGAGUGAGAAGAUGCUGGGCGUGGAUCAUCCUGCUACGUUGACGAGUAUGAGCAAUCUAGCGUUAGUACUACAGGAUCAAGGGAAGUACGAGCAGGCGGAAGAGAUAAACCGACGGGCGCUGGCGAUGAGGGAGAAGAUGCUGGGCGUGGAUCAUCCUGCUACGUUGACGAGUAUGAGCAAUCUAGCGUUAGUACUACAGGAUCAAGGGAAGUACGAGCAGGCGGAAGAGAUAAACCGACGGGCGCUGGCGAUGAGGGAGAAGAUGCUGGGCGUGGAUCAUCCUGCUACGUUGACGAGUAUGAGCAAUCUAGCGUUAGUACUACAGGGUCAAGGGAAGUACGAGCAGGCGGAAGAGAUAAACCGACGGGCGCUGGCGAGGAGGGAGAAGAUGAGAAAUAGUAUGUAA